Messenger RNA from Cynara cardunculus var. scolymus (artichoke), 1256 nucleotides. RefSeq lists its product as uncharacterized. The record is from RefSeq and is a predicted model, not a curated record. NCBI's taxonomy places the organism in Eukaryota, Viridiplantae, Streptophyta, Magnoliopsida, Asterales, Asteraceae. Bases 102 to 959 code for a protein of 285 amino acids. Gene Ontology annotation, cellular component: chloroplast membrane. The transcript has 10 exons.
AACGGGAGUGAAGACCCACACUACACCUGCAAACAAAGGAACCCUAAAAGAAUCAAAGAACACACACAGUCAUCAUCAUCAUCAACAUCCCAGCAGCAAUAAUGGCCUUGGCUAUAUCCAACGCCUUCCAAUUUCCUAAUUCUCGUUUCUGUGCCAAGAACAGUUGCGUCCUUCAUACCUCGCUCUCCAGUAUUCGUCCAUCAUUCGUCAGAUUUCCUACAUCUCGCUUCAGUCAAAGGGUAGUUUGUGCUGCUUCAUCGGCUGCUGGAAGUUCUAGUUCAGACAAUGAGUUUAAUCCGUACGAGGUCCUUGGCGUGAAUCCCAUUGAGGGAUUUGAUAUGGUGAAGGCGGCUUAUACAAGAAAGCGCAAGGAUGCUGAGAGAAGAGGGGAUGAGGCGAAGGCGGCUCUUUUGGAAAAGGCAUAUGACAAACUCAUGAUGGCGCAAUUAACAAAUCGAAAGAAAGGAGUCACGUUUGGUUCAUUUAAGGUUUCAAAGGAUAUUAAAUAUGCUGAUAAGCAACCAAUCAUUCCAUGGGGCCCAAGGUUCUCCAAGUCUGAUGUGAAAGACACGCGGAUUAAUAUGGCAAUAUCAGCUGCAUUCAUUGCUUGGAUUCUAGUUGCGCGCAAUGCUGAUUGGAAACCUGUGCAGUUUUUAUCCUUUGUAUUCGUAUAUAGAGUCUUCGAAAAGUUAAAGACAUUUGAAGCACCUGCACCCAUGGCAUUUACAGAAGAAGGCGAGGACGAAGGACGCAUGAUGCGGAUGGGGAAACGGUUGCUACGCUCCCUUGCACUGGUUUUUGGAUGCAUAGCUGUUGCAUCUUUGGGAUAUACUGGUUUGGUGAAUUUGAUCGAAUUCAUUGGAGGUUAUGUCCCUGUCGCCUUAUAUAACAACCAGGAAAUCAUCGUCACUGCUGCAACUUCUUUAAGUCUCUACUUCAUGGCAACGUAUUACAGAUGAGUAAAAAUUUCCGGUUUGAGGUACAAAAGCAAAUUUUAUCAGGAAUCUCCAUGCGCUCGACACCAUCAAAUUUUGGUAGUAGCCUUAAAUCGUAAAUGUAUGGUUUUAACUGUACUCGAGUUAAAACAUGAUCCAAAGUUUAGGACUUGUUUUUAGACACGAUUGGUACAAUACAUAAAUAUACGAGGGUAAUACUCGAGUUCAGCUCAUUUGACCUAAGAUUUUACUUCUCAAUGUUGUGAAAUGAAUUUGUUCCGAAUCUUGGCAAAUGAUGUAAAAAUCUGAAGUUUUUUAAAA